Molecule: messenger RNA, 2673 nt
Organism: Hansenula ciferrii
Lineage: Eukaryota; Fungi; Ascomycota; Saccharomycetes; Phaffomycetales; Wickerhamomycetaceae
Gene: MGM1
Product: dynamin-related GTPase MGM1
Exons: 1
Coding region: 1-2673 (890 amino acids)
Cellular component (GO): cytoplasm; membrane; microtubule
Molecular function (GO): GTP binding; microtubule binding; GTPase activity
Source: RefSeq, a predicted model, not a curated record
AUGAAACCAUUGUUUGGUGGGAAUGGUGCGCUGGGGAUCAUCAGAAACCAUACAAAAACAUGGAAAAUGACUCCCUUUUUCAUGCUUAAACAAAACUAUUCAAAUUUGAAUAAGAGAUUCUUAUCAAAUUCUCCAUUGUUAAUGUCAAAUUAUAUAAAAUUGAAUCCAACUCUUUAUAAACCAAGUUUGAAUAGAUUUUUUUCAUUCAGUGCAAUUCCAAAGAUCCUGGGGAAAACUAUUAAAGGUCCUGCUUAUCUUGGUGGUAGUUUAGCUGCUGCUGGAAGUUAUGUUGCUUAUAAAGUUGAAGAAGCUUCAAAUUAUACUACAGAUCGUUUAAAUCAAAUGAAAGAGUUUGGUGAAGGUGCUAUGGAUAAAGCUUCUGAAUUUUGGAAUGGAUUGAACCUUGGUGGUGGUAGUACAGGGGCUUCUGGCGGUGAUGGUGGUGGUGGUGGUAAUGGUGAUUCUGCUACUGCUGUUGGUACUGCUGCUGCAAUUGCUUAUUCCCAAGAUGAAGAUCAAGAAGAGGAAGAAGAAAAAGAAAAAUUAAUAGAUCAAGAUGAUGAAGAAUUAGAAGAUGAUACAACAGAUGAUGAAAUUUUAAGUCUUACAAGACAAAUGAUUGAAAUUAGAACUUUAUUACAAGAAAUUGAUAGAUCUUCUGAUAAUUUAAAAUUACCAUCCAUUGUGGUUAUUGGAUCUCAAUCUUCAGGUAAAUCAUCUGUACUAGAAUCUAUUGUGGGACAAGAAUUUUUACCAAAAGGUUCAAAUAUGGUUACAAGAAGACCAAUUGAAUUAACUUUAGUUAAUACUCCAAAUACUGCAGCUGAAACUGCAGAUUUCCCAGCUUUAAAAAUGUUUAAUUUAACUGAUUUUCAAGAAGUUCAAAAAAUUUUAUUUGAUUUAAAUAUGGCUGUUCCUUCAACAGAAGCAAUUUCAAAUGAUCCAAUUCAAUUAACUAUUAGAUCACCAACUAUUCCAGAUUUAUCAUUAGUUGAUUUACCAGGUUAUAUUCAAAUUGAAGCUGCAGAUCAACCAACCUUAUUAAAAUCCAAAAUUAAAGAACUUUGUGAUAAAUAUUUAGAAUCUCCAAAUGUUAUAUUGGCAAUUUCAAGUGCUGAUGUUGAUUUAGCAAAUUCUUCUGCUUUAAGAGCAAGUAAAUUAGCUGAUCCUAAAGGUGAAAGAACCAUUGGUGUUAUUACAAAAUUAGAUUUGGUUGAACCUCAAGUUGCAAGAGAUAUAUUAUUAAAUAAAAAAUAUCCAUUAAAAAUGGGUUAUGUUGGUGUUAUUACUAAAGCUCCAACAAAAUCUUUAUUUAGUCAAAAAAAAGGUCAUGAUGCAUUUAUUGCACAGCAAAAUUUUGAAUAUCAAUUUUUAAAAGAUAAUAAAGAAAAUUUCCAAAAUUGUAAUGUUUCAACAAAGAUCCUCAAGAAAAAAUUAAUUAAAGUAUUGGAAAGAACAAUGUCAUUAUCUUUAACACCAACUGCUGCAUUAGUUCAACAAGAAUUAGAUGAUACUAGUUAUAAAUUUAAAGUGGAAUUUAAUGAUCGUCAAUUAACUCCAAAGACUUAUUUAGCUGAAAAUGUUGAUACUUUAAAGCUAGCUAUUAAGGAAUUUAAUGAACAUUUUGGUAGAUCAGAAUUACGUUCAAUAUUGAAAAAUGAAUUAGAUCAAAAAGUCCUAGAUCUCUUGGCUUCCAGAUAUUGGAAUAAAAUAAAUGAUAAAGAAAUUAGUACCAAAACAUUAAUUGAAAAUUUAACAGUGUUAAAUGAUACAACAAAAGAAGAUCCUUAUUGGUCCAAGAAAUUAGAAUUUACAACAAGUUCAUUAACAAAAUUAGGUGUGGGAAGAUUAUCAACUUCAUUAAUAACAGAUGCCAUAAUUUCAGAAAUUGGAAAUAUAGUUAAUGGUACACAAUUGAAAAAUCACCCGUUGGCAAAAGAAGUUGUCAAGGAAGCUGCUAUAAAUGUCUUAAAUUCAAGAUAUUCAUCUACUGCUGAUCAAGUGGAAAAUUGUAUUAAGCCAUAUAAAUAUGAAGUUGAUGUUGAAGAUCGUGAAUGGACCAUAUCAAGAGAACAUGCUAUACAUUUAAUUAAAGAAGAAUUAUCACAAGUUAAUGAUACUUUAAAUUCCUUGAAAACUUCAAUAGGUGGUCGUAAACUAUCUCAAGUUAUUAAAUAUUUAGAUGAAAGCACUGGAACAACACAUGAAGAAACUUUAGGUUUUUCUAAAGUAUUAUUGGAUAGAGGUCGUGAAGGUCAAUUUUUAAGAGAUCGUUCCAUAAUAUUAAACCUAAGAUUAAAAGCAUUAAAAUCAAAUGGAUGUAAAUCAAAAGAUAAUAAAUUCAAAUGUCCUGAAGUGUUUUUAAACGUUGUUAAUGAAAAAUUAACAACAACUGCAGUACUUUUCCUUAAUGUUGAAUUAUUAACUGAUUUUUUCUAUAAAUUCCCAAGAGAAUUAGAUUCAAGAUUAAAUAUCAAUUUAAAUGAAGAACAAAUUGAAGAAUUUGCUAAAGAAGAUCCAAAGAUUAAGAGACAUAUUGAAUUACAACAACGUAAAGAAUUAUUAGAAUUAGCUUUAAAUAAAAUUGAUGGGAUUUUAGCAUUUCAAAGGAAUAAAACUCCUUUAACAAUAACACAAAGAAAUAAUAACGAAGGGAAUGGGAAAUGGCGUUGA